This is a messenger RNA of Chenopodium quinoa (quinoa), 1332 nucleotides long. RefSeq lists its product as uncharacterized. NCBI's taxonomy places the organism in Eukaryota, Viridiplantae, Streptophyta, Magnoliopsida, Caryophyllales, Amaranthaceae. Bases 67 to 921 code for a protein of 284 amino acids. The transcript has 2 exons. The record is from RefSeq and is a predicted model, not a curated record.
UGUACAAGUCAUAUUUUUUAGUACAUUUUUUCCAUGUAGUUUGUUUUUCUAGUGCAUAUUUGAUAUAUGGAGCUUGAACUAGACCUCAAGAUUACCACAACUAAAGGUGAUCAUCAUUCUACCGACUUUCGAAUUGCUAAAGAUCGAGCUGGUCCUGUGUUUCUAUCUAGAGAGACCGAAACUAAGUUUGUUCUUACUGCUCAUCUUAGAGGGUAUAGAAGGGAAGAUGUCAAGAUCGACAUAAAUGAAGAUGGAACACUAAUUUCUAUAAGUGGUGAGAAGGCGGUGCAAGAAAUGGUAAUGAAAGGAUGGGAAAUGCACAAGAAUGAACCAAAUUUAAAGAGUUUUAUCAAGGUGUUCAAAAUUCCUCUUGAGGUGUUAUUGGAUCGAAUUAAGGCCAAUUACAACGAUGAUGAAUCGAUAUUGACAAUCUAUAUGCCAAAACAAAAUGAGGGCAUAAUGAUUGGAGGUGGGAUUGAAGAGGUCAAGAACGACGAAAAACAAGUUAGUGAUCAUGAAACUUUGCAAGAGGAAAGUAUAAAUAAGGAUGUUACAAAUAUUGAUCAAGUAGAGGAAAUCAUGCAUGAAAGUGACGAGGACAAUGAAAUUGAAGAAAUCGUCCUUAAUUCACGAAAAACGGAUGAAGAAGUCUCAUCAUCAUCGGUUCAAGAAAUCGAAGGAGAAGAGUGUAGUAGGAUCAAUGGUGAGAGUGACAAAAUAGAGGAAAAAGUUGAGGAAAAGGUAGAAGAAGGUUGUAAAACAAAACAAGGUAUCAAGGAAGAAAGAAGUUAUGAUCAAUAUGAAUUGGAAGAGAAAAAUAAUAAGUGUACACUAUUUGGGCCUUGCAUUUUUAUUGGAUCGACUUUAUUUGCAUCUCUUGUAAUGUUGCUUGUUAGAUUGGUUAAACCAAAAAGGCAUUAAGUAUUGGGCUUUGAAAAGUCCAUUUAUAUGCUGAUGUUUUUUUUUUUCUUUUUUUUUUAAAGAAAUAUAUUGAUGUCUAUGUGAAUAGCUUUGAAUUCAAUUUUUUUCUACCAUAAUUUAUUUGAUACGAUUGUUAUAUAAAUAAGCUGUAGAAUACUAAAGUCCAAAAAACAAUAAAAUACUUUGUAUUAUGUAUCAUGUUUUAUAGUGCGCAACUUCUACCCUAUUUCUGGAGUACCGUGAGCAUGAUACUCCAGGGUCAAAUGACGUCGUUUAUUUGCUUGGACAUUAGGUAUUUAGGUACAUAGUCAGCCUCCCUGUAUUAUCCCUUCCUCUCCCCUAUUUUCCCCUUUUUCUUCCUGCUAUACUUAGUUUCCUCUGUUUUCUUUCAAUUUUUAUGAAUUUAAUCAA